Messenger RNA from Bipolaris sorokiniana ND90Pr, 2130 nucleotides. RefSeq lists its product as uncharacterized. The transcript is spliced from 4 exons. Lineage: Eukaryota; Fungi; Ascomycota; Dothideomycetes; Pleosporales; Pleosporaceae. Gene Ontology annotation, molecular function: DNA-binding transcription factor activity, RNA polymerase II-specific; zinc ion binding. The record is from RefSeq and is a predicted model, not a curated record. Gene Ontology annotation, biological process: regulation of DNA-templated transcription. The coding region runs from base 430 to 2130 and encodes 566 amino acids.
AGGCGUCCACGCUUUGGGUAUCCAAAUGCGCCCUGACAGCACGUGAGCUGAUCACUCGUCCCCUCAUUGGCUAGGAAACCCUCUCCGCAACAUGUUUUUCGUCGGCGAUUUGAACCGAGGAAUCGCUUCAAGUCGCGAGUCCUAUUUGCAAAAGAACACAAGAGGCGGAUUUUGCGGCCAGCCUGAUGAUUGUGGGUGUGUAUGUGCGCUCUCCUUGCCCUCGAAACGUGGCGACAACGACUCCGAUGCUACAAACAACCAGAGCCGCCCCGUUGACUUCAGAAAGCCUGCGGCGUUGCCAUCAGCACUUCCAUUGGCGCGAGCUUGUCGCUCAUCGCCGAGAACUCCACAGGCUCCACCACUACCACCACCAUCAACCUUGGAGUCUUUGCAGCCACCAACUUCAACCACAACCACAUCGCCCACACCAUGGACCUCUCAGACCGAUGGCAGACUAUUGCUCCUGCCUCAGACGAGCCCGGACAGCGGCGCGCCCCGCCAGACCGUCGGAAGCGGAGGCAGGCCGUUGCUGUGGCUUGUGUGCACUGCCGCAACGGGAAGGCCAAGUGCGACGGCACGAGGCCACGAUGUAACCGCUGCAAGGACAACGAUCUUGUAUGCCAAUACGAUGUCGCCGAGGGCGUCUCCAGAGCUGAGCGCAUGAAGAUCAUGAAGAGGGACAGUAUGACCGGCGAGCUUGAAGAUCUCAAACGCAUCGUCAACUUCCUCCGCUCAGGUACAGACGACCAAGCCGCGGCCAUUCUAGCAAGACUACGACUUGGUGACACUCCCGAAGAUGUGGCAAAGUCUCUCUCCUUGGUACCCUCUCCAGCAGCAUCCACCCAACCCCCCAGCUUACUGGGCCAGGAGUCCACCGAUACCUCUGGAAGUGCAAUGAGCCAUGACUCCGUUUUCGAUCCAAGCAAACCUACUCCCACGUUUCGUCAAGGCUCCAGCGCAUCUUUGGCAUCGCCUCCAGGUCAAACUACCGCUUGGUCACCUUCUGCAAAUCUUCCGCAUUCUGCAUUUGCGCCCCCAGGUAGAGGAAAGCAGUCAAGCAUCAGCGAAGAGCAGUCCUUUUUGUGCCCUCUGUUCGAUCGAGACGACUUUCUGUUACCCAAAGCCGAAGACGAGGGCGAAAGUGAUGACGCUGGCGACGAUGAAUUCGAGGAGAGAAACAUUGACCCACGGCUCACUCAGCAGGCUUCAACUUUUGACCUCCGUCCCAUUCCCUCGUCCUCAUCAAAAAUGUCUUCCCAAAGCCAAAGACGGUCGCCACACAGACACAACAGGGUUCGCUCCAUUUAUUCCACUCACCUUGCUGGACGACAGCCGAUUGUAAACACUAUCCGCAUCCACCCCAAUCUCGAUAUUCGCAGCUUUUUCGACAACACACCUUUUCUUACUAGCGCCGAGUCGAGCCAGUACUCCAAACCUCCGGAUACGCAUACUCGCAAUCUUUUCCUGCCAACAUGGGCUAUGCUCCCAAUCAAUACAGUCCCCGAUCCUGGUUCUCUCAGGCGCACUGUACUGAGUGUAUUACACGAGGCAACAAACUUGAUAAACAACGGACAUCCGCCCGAAGAGAUUAUUGAGAAGCACCCGAAUAUUGCUGCUCUGUUUGACGAAGAAGUAUACAACAACUCGGGCAUUCUUUCCAAAUGGGCGGUUGGUAUGGUGCACGGUAUGUUUUUGAAAGGCAACACAUUUACAUGCUUCGGAUUUAUGUACCUCUUUUGGUCAUUGAUGCGCUGGAUGAUUUCACCUUCCCCCGAGACGUACAAUGCAAUGCCCGAAUGGCUCCGUCCGACCCCGAAUCAGCUUUUUAUGCCGCACAUCAAUAUCGUCGAUUUUGUUGUCUGGCCCGCCUUUCGCGAACUUGCUGUUCAAAUUCCCGCAAUGCAGGAACGCAUGGAAUGGCUCAUGGAUAUGAGCCUCAACAUUCAGUGCGAUUGGUCCUUUACCACCACAGAGGCGCUACACAAAAAUGAAGAGACGGGCCGAGUAGAUUUGUGCGACACAGCAAGGGAUGUUAUCCGGAAUCUGGCAAAUUGGAGUGUUGGACCGAGUUUCAGGGGAUACAUUAGCAAUGCAGAUUCCUAUGUACGAAUCAGGACAGAGGGAUAUUGA